Messenger RNA from Caenorhabditis sp. 36 PRJEB53466, 737 nucleotides. The record is from the annotation of a GenBank genome assembly. Lineage: Eukaryota; Metazoa; Nematoda; Chromadorea; Rhabditida; Rhabditidae.
AUGCUGCUCCAAUUGAGCCGCCUUCAAACGUCGGCCAAUUUCCGGUCGCUGGGUUUUAGACGGUUUGUCUCGUCGCAUUCUCACUCAGAUGCCAAAAUCGAGAGAAAACCCGACAAUUACAGGUACUUGCGCUAUUUUUGCAGCUGGCAGAGCUAGUUUCUGUGUUUCCAGACCUGGUUCCGACUCGUAUGCAUAUGAAAACCCAUGGCCGAAGUUGAAUGGCGGACGUCUUGAUUGGCUUUUCGGAGACGGAUGGAGAAGACCGCUGGCCAAGGACCAGGGAGCCAAAAUGGUUUGUUUUGUACAGUAUGAUCAGAAAACUUCGUUUUUUUUACAGAGAAGAGAGUGGAUUUGGUUCUCGCAAGUGGCACAUGAUGAGCACAAAGAUUGGGCUCGCUUCCACCAGGCCGCGUUCCUUCUGUUCACCGUCCUCACCACCUGGUUCACCUGCUGGAUCAUGUUCGCUCGCCCAGAUUGGUAAUUGAGUUUGUUCACAAUAAACAAAAUAACAGAAAAGAGUUUAUAGGCCAAUGGGAAGAGAGUGGGCUCUCCGAGAGGCUCAUUUAGAAAUAGCAAGACGUGAGAAGGCGGGACUCCCACUCAUCAGUCCUGACCUCAUCCCGAGGUAAUUCUGAAAAGAUUCAAGAGAUGCACAAAAUACUAUUGUCUUCAGAGAGCGCGUGACUGCUACUCUUCCAUCCGAUGAGGAGCUCCGCGACUUCGACGUGCUCAUCUAA